CCUCUCGCACCUCGCUUCACCGAGCGCGCCUCAUCGUCCACCCGUCAACUCCGCCAAGAUGCGCUCCUCUACGGCGGCCUCGCCUUCACCCUCCUCAGCGCCCUCGUAACACGCCGUUCCCUCGCGCGAAAACACAUUGCUGCCUAUCCGCAAAUGAUCAAGACUCCCAUUCCCUCCCCUUCCGGAACGGGCACCGCGAAAACCCAGCUCUCCCUCCCCACGUUCACUCCCUCCAACAUACCUCCCAAAGUUGAAGGCGGCCUCGAUGCAGCCGAAGCUCUCGGUCUGGCUACUCUUUCGGUCUUUUCGGUCUUUAUGGCCGGGACAGGGUUGUUCAUGAAAUGGAAUAAUAUUGGCGAUGUAGAGGAUCUUCGCGAUUGGGUCCGAGCUGGAGUCGGGUAUGAUGUUUACGGAGGAGAGACAGAAGCUGACAAGGAGAUUGAGGCUUGGAUGGCGGAGGUUUUGGCUCGGAAGGAUGGGGUCGGCGAUUUGAAGACGAGUGUGUUGGAGAAGAUGCAGGAGUUGGCGGAGAUCGACAAGAAGAAGUAUCAGGCAGAGAAGGAGGCGAGGGACGUAGGAGCUGGGACGAGGGAGAAGAAGUGAUGGAUUUGUUCUGGAAAUGGUUUUAAUCUCUACUCUACGAAAAAGGAUAUGUCUGGGUUUCCCCUCUGCCUUACAAUGGAUAUGUCUGGGUUUCCCCUCUGCCUUACAAUGGAUACGUCUAGGUCCGGGUGCGCUAUACAGACGUCUUGAUAUAUGCCAGGUGCAUGUCAGUGUGCGGAUCGACCACCGGUCCACAGCAUAGAGCCUGGAAAUGCAUCUUCUUCCUGCAUGGACUUUCAGAUGAAACCGAGCAGGAGACGAAUCGUAUCCCGUCUGCGGGCUCGUCCUCCGAGAGUACCACAUUGACUGGUCCCUUCGUUUUUCAGAGAGGCUUCCGGUAGCUCUCUCCGGUCGUCUCAGUCGACACCAUCGUCCUACGAUGUCAGUGAUAAGGAAUGAAGCUAUCUCACGGCUCACAUGCUGCUUGGACUGCGAAACGAGUACUCUUGUCUCUCCCUGUCUCUUUUUCUUCCUCUUUAAGCCUGGAAUCCUGGUCCCCACGCCCCCGGUCAUGUUACCAAGCUCGCCCGAUCAUCUCUGAUGCUAAGUCACCAGCGCAGACUCAUUGCGCUUGCACUGUCGACUGUUCAGGAUAGCGAUAGAGCCACAUUGCGCACGAUCUGAGUUUAUUGCUCUCACCCAAAACAUGCCCACGAGCCGGAAAUUGGCGCUGUGCGACUACGCAUUUGAGCUGGUCCAAGAUAUCAGACGUUUCCAGCUCUAUCCUGAGUACAUGCUUGCAUCACGACCGCGCCUGAGUUCGACUGAGCAAAUGCAACAAACAGAUCGUUGCUAAGCCGAUACAAAGCAAGAGGAUGCUUCCCAUUGGGACUGUGUAUCAGCUGUGAAGAAUCACUGGCUCCUGUGCAGAAGCAAAACAACGUUUGGGAUGUCCUCUUGGUCUUCUUUUUCGUGAUCAUAUCAUUGAUAUGGAUGAAUUUGUGUCUGGCAAUGAACCUGCGGCUCGCGCUUCGAGUAUUCUGAGAAUCGCACUCUCCCGACUCUUGCUGGACAAUCCAGGUCCUCCAUUUCAGCCACGAAGGAUUGCAUUACAUUGCAGGUACCUGUUUCCUGCUCGUGGAGAAUAUCGUCUGCUAAGUUUAAGACUGCGGUGUCGUCAUUUGUACACUAUAUUGUCUCAGAUAUGUACGACGGGCAGAUCAUGCUCAAUUGAAGGAAUGGUCGGUUAUUGAUCUUGUGACAUGCUCACAGGUUGUCAAACUUGGUACGUAUACCUGCGAGCAACGUGCGCACAAACCCCAUGAUGGAUCGUCAAGAUCUUGGGAUCAACUGCUUUCCUGGGGCGAGGUUACCUUCUCUGUAAGCACGAGUUGUCGUGUCAGCAAGAGCAUACAACAUUUCCUACCUCAGAAGGCACGAAAUCUGUCAUGUCAAGAGCGAUACUGAGCCCUUCUCGAGCACUCCAUGUACUUGACGAGCAUGUCGCUCACUGUGAGGCUCACCAGCUUCAUGUUCCUGAAAUUUCCAGCUUCUGCUGCUUCUCCCCGUUCGAGUGAGAACAUAACACUGUCUCCAGGAACCCCAGGCGCUGGUGAAUGGAACGAAGCCAUCCAGAAGGGCCGAUUACGACACGCGCUCCUCGAUUCACCUCCUACAGGUAUAGAAAUGUCUUCCUUCGCCGCGUAUAGCGACCUAGCCAACAAUGGCUGGAAGUCCACUCUUCUCCUCGACCAAAGCUGGGAGUUGGAAAGCGAUGUCUUCGAUGCUAUCGCCAAACAUUUCCAGAUACAGCAGAGCAAGAUCACGAAGGUAGACAGCCUGCACGCCGGCACUGGUGCCGCGUAUCGAGGAUGGCACUCAGCAAGUCCCUAUGUCAUCUUUUCGAUGGACAACCACAGUCCCAGAGCUCGAAUGAGCGGCAAGAAGAUACCAGAUCUAGAGCAUUGGUCUGAUGUCACUUUUCUCGUCCAUCAACAAUGCCUUGCUGAACAGAACGACGUCGCCGGAAUGACUAAAUUGAGCUUGAUUGUCAGUGGCAAGAUCAAUAAUAGAGCGGACAACGAUAUCAUAAACAUCGUUAUCCGCGAGAUGGGGAUCCAAUCAACAGAAGUUUCCCAGACGCUAGCAUUCCCCGGCGAGCCUGUCGAAUCCGAAAGCCCUUCCUUUUUCGCCCUCCUCGGAACCGCAAAUGGCGGCGGCAUUGCGAGGUUCUUGAGCGACCACAAGUCAUCACUCGGCUGGAAAUGUAUCAAAGACAUCACGAUUGUAUUUGAUCCCAAGCCUUGUCUUGGUAUUGACCUGAAGACUAAGAAGCGUCCGACUGCGUAUUGGCUCUUGUUCCAAAUCGACGAUCAUCCCAACUCCCCCGCGAAGCAAAGUGAUUAAGCC
This is a messenger RNA of Sphaerulina musiva SO2202, 2952 nucleotides long. RefSeq lists its product as uncharacterized. The record is from RefSeq and is a predicted model, not a curated record. Bases 2029 to 2949 code for a protein of 306 amino acids. The transcript has a single exon. Lineage: Eukaryota; Fungi; Ascomycota; Dothideomycetes; Mycosphaerellales; Mycosphaerellaceae.